GUGUUCUUAGUGCUUUCAUGCGGUGAAGGAAUAUUCUUAAGAACAUGCAACUUAUUAGUCUUGCCUCAGUCUGAACACAUAAAUUACACAAAGGAAAUAUAUAGGAUGAUCAAAAGCAGAAGUUUUACAGUCGUUUUGAUGUGGACCCUUUUGUCUACAAUAACUCCAACUUCACAUGACUUGGAGCACUACUCUGACUUCGAGGAUUUUUAUGCUACAACUACUUGGAGCUACUACAAUGACUUGGAGCACUACUCUGACCAUGAGGAUUUUGAUGAUCAUUCUCUCUAUCACCCCAUCCAUCAAACCUUCUCCAAUCCUCAUGUCAGGGUGGCCAGAUGGAUGGACAAUGAUGACAAUGUCAUGGUUGGAUGUGUCCAUGAGUGGAACCAAAUCGGUCAUUUCUUCUUGACCGUUACGGGAGGAACAAAUAUCACCAUAGUUGACCCACACAUCAUCACAGUCGAAGCAAGCUUCUUUAAUAUCACUGUGACCCCACCUGUUUCAAUCACCUGUGUACUCGACAUACUUGGACAAAAUCUUACAAGUGAAGAGUACACACUUGGUGCACAUUACGGUUCAGAGCCACAAAUGCCACCAGUGUCUCUUUCCUACCAGUUGUUUGCAGGAUUCAUUGGAUUUGUUCUCAUCAUCAUGACCUUGGUGGUUAUUGUGUUCACCUUGAGAGGAAAACAGGCAGCUGGACCGGACAAGACCACAGAAUGCAACAUCUAUGAGAAAACGAUUACAGUGUGAUCUUUUAUUAUGAACAUGUUCCACUGAAAUAAAUUUGUUCUGCAUUUCCUAGUUCCUCAGUGGUGCAAAGUCCCUCUGUAUACAUGCAACAGUAAACGUGUAGAAGAUUGAGAUUUCCGAGAGGUCUUGUUUAUUCAUCAGUGCUCUGCUAAUUAUCAAUGUUUUCUAAGAGAUUAGAUAAAUAUCCUGUCCACCUGAUGCUGUAUUUUUCAUCUCUGUUAUUGAUGUACCUUGAGUUACCUUGUUGAAUAUUAACCCUGAUUUUCCUAAAAAUUGUUAAGUAUCUCCAUGUAUGUACACAAUAAAUAAUAAUAUAAAA
Molecule: messenger RNA, 1075 nt
Organism: Sardina pilchardus (European sardine)
Lineage: Eukaryota; Metazoa; Chordata; Actinopteri; Clupeiformes; Clupeidae
Exons: 7
Coding region: 106-756 (216 amino acids)
Source: RefSeq, a predicted model, not a curated record